Ziziphus jujuba (common jujube) is the source of this 528-nucleotide messenger RNA. Its product is annotated as very-long-chain aldehyde decarbonylase CER1-like. The coding region runs from base 1 to 528 and encodes 175 amino acids. Lineage: Eukaryota; Viridiplantae; Streptophyta; Magnoliopsida; Rosales; Rhamnaceae. The transcript has 3 exons. The record is from RefSeq and is a predicted model, not a curated record.
AUGGCUUCUAAACCAGAAAUCUUAAGUGACUGGCCAUGGAAGCCUCUUGGAAGCUUCAAAUACGUGAUAUUGGCCCCAUGGAUGGUCCACAGCGCUUAUUUAUGUAUAAACAUAAUGAAGGGAUCAGAAAGAGAACUCCACCUUGUGUAUUUGCUGGUUUUACCAUUGGCUUUAAUAAGGAUGCUUCACAACCAGAUUUGGAUUUCUCUUUCCCGCUAUCGCACUGCCAAAGGCAAAACUAGGAUUCUUCACAGACCUCUCGAAUUUCAUCAGGUUGACAGAGAAAGCAAUUGGGGUGAUCAAAUAUUGUUCGCGUCGAUCUUGUUCUACAUAGGAUACAAAAUAAUUCCAUGGGGAGCAAUACAACCAGUACGAAGAACAGACGGAGUGGUAAUCACAGCUUUGCUUUAUGUGGGGCCGGUGGAGUUUGUCUACUACUGGUUUCACAGAGCUCUUCACCACCAUUUUCUCUACUCUCGUUACCAUUCCCACCACCAUUCCUCCAUUGUCACCGAGCCCAUUUCCUGA